AUGAGGAUAUUUUUUUAUAAUAAUUUUCAAUUCGAUUCGUCCGACGCAUGUCGGACGCGUGCACAAAGGCGAAGAGCGGCUGAAGAGGAAGGCCAGAAGAGACCGGAGAGAGAAGCUAAGCGGAGGAGAACACUUUCUACCUUCGCGAGCGAGAGGGUGAGAGAACUGAUGUCUUCGUUGGCGCUUUGCCCCUCCAUGCCUGUUUCUGCGUUCAGGAAACCGAUUGGGUCGGCUUGGUGGCGUUCUUCAACUAAUUGUCCAUCAAGAAUCAGAGUCUCCGGUCGCUAUGCGGCGCCAAAUAUUAGCCAAGAUUCCUCUUCGGCUCCUAUCGAUGUUGUAGCUGAUGUUAAAACCGAGAGGAUUGUUGUACUUGGAGGCACUGGAUUUGUUGGUACUGCAAUUUGCAAGGCUGCAGUAUCCAAGGGCAUUGAAGUGGUUAGUGUAAGCAGGUCAGGGAGGCCUUCUUCUUCUGAUCCAUGGAUUGAUCAAGUCACAUGGACAGCAGGAGAUGUCUUCUAUGUACGUUGGGAUGAAGUUUUGGCUGGAGCAACUGCAGUUGUAUCAACUCUUGGAGGAUUUGGAAAUGAGGAGCAAAUGAAGAGGAUUAACGGGGAGGCCAACAUCUUGGCUGUAGGUGCUGCCAAGGAUUAUGGUGUCCCAAAGUUUGUGCUGAUCUCUGUUCAUGACUACAAUCUUCCUUCCUUUCUACUCUCCUCUGGCUACUUCACUGGAAAGAGAAAAGCUGAAUCAGAGGUUCUAUCGAAGUACCCAACUUCAGGUGUUGUACUAAGACCCGCAUUCAUAUAUGGGAAACGUAAAGUAAAUGGCUUUGAGAUUCCUCUUGAUCUGAUAGGGGAACCAUUGGAAAGGCUACUGCUGGCCUCCGAGGGAUUUAUCAAGCCCCUGUACUCUCUUCCUGGUUCUGAUCUCUUGGCACCUCCUGUGAGUGUUGAUGAUGUUGCUUUUGCCGCAGUAAAUGCAGUUAUCGACGACGACUUCUUUGGCGUUUUCACAAUAGAGCAGAUCAGGGAAGCUGCAGCAAAGGUCAUUCGCCUCAAAUAUAGAGUAGCAGUUAUACCUUGGAAGGGUUCCAGCCGCUCCUGGUCUUGCCUACAAGGUGUUCGAUCUAAUGCCCCAUCCCAAUUAGAAGGGUAUAUGGAGGGUGCUAAUUAAGAACUUCAUUCUCCGUUGGGCUAGCAUCAUCCUUCAGAGUUCAGAGGUUCAUAAUCUUAGUAAGUCAAAAACUGAGCUCUAGUGGAUUAAUUAUUCUAUGUGGAUGGCAAAUAAUGUUCGGAGAUUAACCAGAAUUAUAUGUGAAAUUGAGGAUAAAGCCUUAGUUAUCA
Dendrobium catenatum is the source of this 1343-nucleotide messenger RNA. RefSeq lists its product as uncharacterized. The transcript is spliced from 8 exons. The coding region runs from base 1 to 1173 and encodes 390 amino acids. Gene Ontology annotation, cellular component: mitochondrion. The record is from RefSeq and is a predicted model, not a curated record. NCBI's taxonomy places the organism in Eukaryota, Viridiplantae, Streptophyta, Magnoliopsida, Asparagales, Orchidaceae. Gene Ontology annotation, molecular function: protein-containing complex binding.